CCUCGAAGAACCCCCCAAACCCUGACGCCCCGUCUCCCAGUCGCGUAAUCCGCCCGCCAUGGGCCCUGAAGGGACAGUCUUCCGUAGCGCGGCCGAGAUGAAGGUCUGGCGCUCGCCGGCGCCUUUGGGCCACGGUCCGUGUAGCACGUCGAUCCCGAUGAUGCGCUUAUGCUUGUAGCCGAAGUUGGCGGGAAAAGCGCUGAUGACAAAAGAUCUGGAGGGGAGGCUCGGUUCGGAGCUGCUGCUGUUCGUGUCGUCAUCGGAGCAGGCGGAGGAAUGGGUGGCGCCAGGGGGCAGCGGGUUGAUGGGGUCGGUGAUCGUGCGGCGGAAGGCGGUGCCCCAGGAUGUAGUUGAGAAGGAGGCUGUGGCAGUAGAGUUUUGGAUGAGGAGCGUGCGCUUCAUGGGGGUAUUUUGGAUGACAUUUUCUGCCAUUUCGGGUUUGCUCGUUACGGCGAUGAAGGAGGAACUGUCCUUCAGCCUCUUGAAUGUCUCGAUCUCCACCAUGGAAGUCAAGGUCUUGAGCACGGCGCGGCGCUCUGCCAGAUUCACUGGUGGGGGGUCACAUUUGAUAAAGAGUGUCCGGGAGCUCAGAGAUGAGGGCAAGGCUCUGGCCAGCGCCGAAGCGGAGUUCGUCGUGGACAUCUUAGCCCUGUGUGACCCCUACGGCAUGUCAAAUGCCUCGUAGAUUGACAUUGGACGUAGUCAAUUGAUCUCGGAGAGAUGAAGUACUUUGCCAGAAAAGGACCCCAAUCCUGAGCAAGAAGGUGCGUGGGCGCGAUGGAGCUUUGACCAAACUUCAGAACCUUCCUUGCAACGGGUCCUUCAAGUCGGCGCCCCACCACAACAACUUGCAGG
This is a messenger RNA of Pseudomassariella vexata, 855 nucleotides long. RefSeq lists its product as uncharacterized. Lineage: Eukaryota; Fungi; Ascomycota; Sordariomycetes; Amphisphaeriales; Pseudomassariaceae. The coding region runs from base 203 to 685 and encodes 160 amino acids. The record is from RefSeq and is a predicted model, not a curated record. The transcript is spliced from 2 exons.